Phragmites australis (common reed) is the source of this 2575-nucleotide messenger RNA. Its product is annotated as probable NOT transcription complex subunit VIP2. Bases 375 to 2240 code for a protein of 621 amino acids. NCBI's taxonomy places the organism in Eukaryota, Viridiplantae, Streptophyta, Magnoliopsida, Poales, Poaceae. Gene Ontology annotation, biological process: regulation of DNA-templated transcription; nuclear-transcribed mRNA poly(A) tail shortening. The record is from RefSeq and is a predicted model, not a curated record. The transcript is spliced from 16 exons. Gene Ontology annotation, cellular component: CCR4-NOT core complex; P-body.
UUGACCCGGCCCACACCAAUCUCCCGACCAGAUCCAUUCAUCUCACGCACCAAAACCCAACCCACCACCUCCUCCUCGCCGUCGCCAAUCCGCGGUACUUUCCCUUCUCCUUCCCCCUCGCCGUCGCCGACUCCUCCCGUCUCCGCCUGACGCGCCGCGCUCCAGCUCCUCUCAAACCCGGUACACGCGACGUCCACGCCCCUGCCUCCGCCCCCGCCUCGCUGUCUCUGCCCGUCGUCCUCCGCGUCCUGCGGCGCAGGCGCAGGCGCAGGCUCGCCCUCGGUUAGAAGGGUUCGCCGUGUCAUGCCUUUUUGGUGGAUAUUCUUUAUUUUCCCUUGAAUAUUGAGUUCCUGACAUCUUUUCUUGUCUUCAUAAUGUCAGGCUUGCUUAAUUCAAACCUUAACAGUUCUGCAUCAAAUCUUCCAGACUCAACAGGAAGACCAUUUACAUCAUCCUUUUCGGGUCAAUCCGGAUCAAUUCCAGGUUUCCGUCAUUCUGGUUUGCACAACAUGCAUGGAAAUUUUAACCUUCCAAAUAUGCCUGGAUCACUUGCACAAAGGAAUGCCGCAAUGAGUGGCCUUCCAUCCUCUGGGGUUCAGCAACCUGGAGGGAGCAUUUCUGGGAGAUUCACUUCAAACAACCUUCCGGUUGCCAUGUCUCAGAUUCCUCAUGCACAUUCAGGUGUCAGUGCUAGAGGGAUGAAUGUUGGUGCAGGUCCAGCAUUUAGUAGCAGCAUGAAUAUUGGUGGUACCAUUCAAGGAUUAUCCUCGAACUUGGGCACCGGUGGUAGUCGCAAUUCUGUUCCUGGGAUGUCAGUAUCUCCAGGUUUAGGAAAUUUGGGUCCACGGAUCACAAGUUCUGUAGGAAAUAUUGUAGGUGGAAGUAAUAUUGGAAGAAAUAUAAGCUCUGGUGGAUUGUCUGUGCCAAGUAUUGCAUCACGGAUGAAUCUGAGUGGCAACGCUGGGAGUGGUAGUCUAAAUGUGCAAGGAUCCAACAGGAUGAUAAAUGGCCUCCUCCAGCAAGCAUCUCCUCAGUUGUUAAAUAUGCUUGGAAGUUCAUAUCCAACAUCUGGAGGUUCAUUAUCUCAGAACCAAAUACAAGCAGGAAAUAAUAAUUCUCUAAGUUCUAUGGGGAUGCUGCAUGAUGCCAGUGACACUGGUCCAUUUGACAUAAAUGAUUUUCCCCAAUUGACUGGUCGACCUAGUUCUGCUGGUGGUCCACAAGGACAAUAUGGGUCACUACGCAAGCAGGGAGUUGGUGUUAAUACCAUCGUUCAACAGAGCCAGGAAUUCAGCAUUCAAAAUGAAGACUUCCCGGCUUUGCCUGGAUUCAAAGGUAACUCUUCAGAUUAUGCUGUGGAGUUGCAUCAUAAGGAGCAACUUCAUGAGAAUGUACCUGUAAUGCAAGCACAACAAUAUCCUAUGGCACGGUCAGUUGGUUUUAAUUUGGGAAGUAGCUACCAUCCAAAUCGCCAGCAACACCAGCAAGGAGCUAAUUCAGUCCAGAAUGCCGGACCCCAAAAUAUUGGACUAAGACCACUAAGUCAAACUUCUAGUUUGGGAGCAUAUGAUCAACUUCUGCAGCAAUAUCAGCAGCCACAGGCUCAAAAUCCUUUCAGGUUGCAGCAGAUGCCUUCAGCUGCACAUUCAUAUCGGGAUCUAAGUCUAAAAUCUACUCAGGGGAUGCCAACAACGCCUGAUCCAUAUGGCUUGUUAGGAUUGCUGGGAGUUAUAAGGAUGAACGACGCUGAAUUAGCAUCUCUUGCUUUAGGAAUAGAUUUAACGACAUUGGGGUUAAAUUUGAAUUCACCAGACAAUCUAUACAAGACGUUUGGCUCACCAUGGUCAAAUGAGCCAGCAAAAGGGGAUUCUGAUUUUCAUAUUCCAGCUUGUUAUUACUUUGCUGAGCCACCUCCGCUGCUACAGCCCUUACUUUUUCAGAAGCUUCAGACAUUAACACUGUUUUACAUCUUCUAUAGUAUGCCGAAAGAUGAAACUCAGCUAUGUUCUGCUAACGAACUAUAUAAUCGAGGAUGGUUUUACCACAGAGAAUUACGGUUAUGGUUCACAAGAAUUCCGAAUGUAGAACCUCUAGUCAAAGCUCCUCUCUAUGAGCGUGGGUCUUAUGGUUGCUUUGACCCAAAUAGCUGGGAGACAGUCCGUAAGGACAACUUUGUUCUCCAUUACGAGCUGAUAGAGAAAAAGCCAACCCUGCCCUCUGCAGCUCAAAAUGUUAGGUGAAAAUUUCUGGGUACCUCCUGAGUCCUGAUUCAAGUUUUAGCCUUGUUGGAUGGGCCCAGGAAUCUCAUAUUCAGAUUACAGCAUCAUUUGCCUAACUCUUAAGGACAGGGAGAACACAGAAACUAAGGUCAUACUGAUCUGCGGAGAGGAGGCUGCAGAACAGAAAUCAUGAUAUCCUGUUGGCAGCCCUUUGUAAUUAUACUAAAACAGUGAUAAUAACAGUUGCAUUUUUCUUUCAUCAUCUGGGAUUUGUACUCCCUGUAACAUUCCCUAGGAUUAGUUUUCUGCACAAUUUUACCUUUCCAGCCUCAAAUGGCGAAACGUAGUUGGCUGCA